Messenger RNA from Pectinophora gossypiella (pink bollworm), 6910 nucleotides. RefSeq names its product protein stoned-B-like. The record is from RefSeq and is a predicted model, not a curated record. Gene Ontology annotation, molecular function: clathrin-cargo adaptor activity. Lineage: Eukaryota; Metazoa; Arthropoda; Insecta; Lepidoptera; Gelechiidae. The transcript is spliced from 15 exons. Gene Ontology annotation, cellular component: synaptic vesicle; AP-2 adaptor complex. Gene Ontology annotation, biological process: regulation of endocytosis; clathrin-dependent endocytosis; synaptic vesicle endocytosis. The coding region runs from base 111 to 5972 and encodes 1953 amino acids.
CAGCGCCCUUGCGCCGAGCACAGCCGCCGCUCGCCCGCUGCCCGCUGCCCGCCGCGUCCGUGCGUGUGUUGCCAUGAAGCAACACGAAGAAAUAUUGGUAAGCUCGUAUAAUGCUAAAACUACCCAAAGGCCUUAAAAAGAAGAAAAAGGGUAAAAAGUCGAAACGCAAGGGAGAAGAGGAGCUCUUUACCGAGGCGGAGCUUGAACAGUACCGGCGUGAGCACCAGCAGCAGGCCGAGCAGGGCGAGCCCGGCGCCAACCAGAAUGAGGAGUGGUCCAAGUUUAAGGACUUGACCACCGGCGUCGACACCGUCCUCAAGAAGACUCAGGGUGACCUCGACCGCAUCAAGUCCACUUCGUUCUUCCAGCGCGUGCCCGCUGGCGUGAAGCAGCCGGAGCGCGGUCCUAGCCCGCCGCCGCCGCGGCCGUACGUCGAAGUAACUGCGGCCGACUUUCCGCAGCUCGCGGCUGCGAGCGCCGUCGCCGCCGACGACGACCGCAGCGAGUACGGCCUCACCGACGACGAGUCUGAGGAGGACGACCAGGACGACAUCUUCGACACCUCCUACGUCGAGGCCGUCGAGCGCGGGGAGGUCAAGCUCGCCUACGUACCUGACUCGCCCACUGAGUGUCAAGACGACGAUAUCUUCGAUACUUCUCACGUUGAUGCGCUUAUCAAGGGCCAAGAAUCGAAAACUUCUAAAGGAAAACAAGCUUUAGAUAUCGGUCUUGCCGUCGGUGUACUCACAGGGCGGAUAGAUAAUGUGACUGUCACAACCACUAAGCGAUCUAAGAGAGUCAUACCCGGUGACCUUUUGCUUGAAAGUACCGAUCAGGAGGGUGCGUUCGUGCCUAUUGCGGCUGUCAGUGAACCCGUAGAAACAAGUAUAUUAGACGCUGACUCUGAUAUACCUAUUACAACCCCUAUUGACUUGAGUGUCUCGCUCCACACGUCUCUGAUACAACAGAGUAAGAACGCCAGCCAGGAGGAUCUAUCUUUACGUAACGAAGAAUUUGGAGGCAAUAAAGAAGAAGAGGAACUCGACGAAUUCGCGUUAUUAGCCGCGGAGUCUCUUGAAGCUAGCGCUGAAGUCACUAAAUUAGAAGAAAAUCAAAUCAAAGUUGAACCUGUGUUGCAAGAAUCGUGGUCAGCUUUCGAAGCCGAUAAGAGCGAUUCAGUGUUUGCCGAGUGUAUUGUCGAAGACCAGAUCGACGUAAUUGACCCGUACCUCGACCAAGACGAUCCUUUUGACACUAGUUUUGCUGAAGCUGUGGUUCCGGGGUCUAAGGAGCAACAGGUGAAGCACGAAGCGAUUAUCUUAGAAGACGACGACGAUUUCGAUCCACGCGCAGAGGAAGUUCAAAGUAGGCUCAAUAACAGACGAAAGUCAUCGGUUCGCAUCCACCUAACUAAUCCGUCGGGAUUGAGAGAAUCUAUUACUUCUGACGAAAUAAUCGACAAUAAAGAGGAAGAGCAAUUUGCGGUUUCUCGAGAUUUAUUGGGAGGCAGUACCACUGAUUUGACACAGCUGGGUGACUCGCCAUUAGAUCCGUUAGACGUGAAUGACACUGAAAUAGAUCCGUUCGACACGACUAUUGUUGAUAAAAUCGUCGCACCUGGAAAGGUCGAAUUAAAACUUCUCGAACAAGAGUUGAUCGGGAGCACUCCAGCUCCUGCGCCUGUCUACCGAGUGCCGAGCGAUCCAGACUUCGAUCCACGCUCAGAAGAGCCUAGCAAAUCGGAAAGACGUGCAUCUCGACCGGAAAAUCUCGUCGUCGGUAAGAGCGUAGUUUUUAACGUCACCGGAGACGGAGCUCUCGAUAUAGACAUAAAGCCUAAACUACCUAAGCCCGUGACACCGUACUACACGCGGGAACUGUCCAUCACCGAAGAUAUAAGCGAAGACGCCGGCGAGGCCGCCGACGCAGUUCCGGGACUCGUGCGAACUCGCUCCAACGAGGACUUAGCCCCCAAGUCGAAUUACCAGGCAAAGCGGCGGCACUCGGAGCUACCGGGCGGCCGCAGCUCCGACCUACUGGGUGAGCCUGCCGACCUGCCCACCAAGGUGCUGACGCCGAGUGUGCCGCCGCGCCCGCCUGCUCCCGCGUCUCACCACGACCCAUUCGACACCUCCUUCGCCGGAGACAUCGCACCCAGCAAGACCGAGCUUCGGCUGCUAGCCAAAGAGUUUUCUUGCGAGGAGUCGCCACCCGCGCUCGGUCCCGGCGGCGAACCCGACCUGUUGGAUCCGUCCGACGAUAUAUUUCAAGUUAAGGCGCUCACUCCGGAGCCCUCGACCGCGGCGCGUUUGCCGCAAGAAGAGUACGACCCUUUCGAUACGUCGUUCGCCGGUGAUCUCAAUCCGGGUCGAACGGAACUGAAACUCUUAGACAUGAAUGAGCCGGCUGCCCCGGUCACCGCCGACGUCCUCAAUCCUUUCAUGAUGUCGGACCCCGAGCCGGCCGCCUACAAUGGGGACAAUCCGUUCGCGACAAGCAACCCUUUCUCUGAUUUCGGUGGUGGCGGCUUCGAGCCCGCCGCCGGCGACACCGUACCUUCUGACUUGUUUGGCGGCCCCGACCCGCCCGGCGGCGGUGCGAGACACUAUGCGGAGAACGUCGCCACCACCGAUAUAUUCUCCACGCCUAUAGUCGACGCGUUCUCAUCUUCGGCGCCGACGAAGCCCACCGAGCUCGUGCUGACGACGACCACCGCGGACCCGUUCAACGAGACGGGCGCGCCGCCGCUGCCGACGCGGCCGCUGCCGCCGGAGACGCAGAACUUGAUACUGAGCGUGACCGGGCAGAUGGAGUUCACGUCCUCGCACCUGCUGGACCGAAUCCCGCCGACGCGCACGCCCAGCCCGGUGUCGGCGCGCGAUAUCCACUCGCCGAGCCCCACGCCUGAGCCGGAGCUGGCGCCCGAAAUUCCCGAGCUGCCGGACGACGCGGCGCCGCCGGACUCCUUCGACAUCAACCGCAACAAGCCGGCGCGACCGCCAGCUCCGCCGCCCGCGCGCCCCGCGCGCCCGCCGCCCCCGCCUGCGCCCGCGCGCCCCGCGCCCCCCGCCGUACCACCCGCACCCGCAGCACCCGCGCCCGCCACUUCUGUCGCCGAUGAUAUUAACCUUUUCGACGCUCCCGCCCCGACCCUCGUGAAACCCACGAAAGAGGCCAUCCUCAGUUUAUACUCCGCCCCCAAAGAGGAAGAGAAGCAGAUUGAUUUUCUCAGCGACGACAUCCUAGAAGACAUUCCGGCGGAUCGCCCCGACGAGGCGGCCGUCGCCACAGACACGUCGCCGCCGUCUCACGGGGUAGUGGCGGACUUGGCGAUGGACUGUUCGGAAUCUAUGCCGGUUGAAUCAGCGGCAUCCGAUUCUUCGCCUUUUGGUGAUGCGUCCACGGAGACCGUUCGGUCCCAGCGAGCGUCGAUUACGGACAAGAACCCAUUCGAAACCUUCGUGACGGAAGAUUCGGCGGCGUCAUUUGCGAAUUCCACCUCCAACGUGUUCGACGCGACCCCGGAGGACUCGUUCAUGGCGCCGGUGGCGGAAGCGCUCGCCGCCACCACAGACGUCGAGUUCACCGCGGCACCGCCGACCACGCAGCCCACGCAGCAGAAUGUUUUCGGUGCGGUAGCGACAGAUGCUUUUGGUGCGACAACGACGGAUGCUUUCGGCACCGAACAAACGAACAUCUUCGGUGUAGACGCUCCGGCGACUCAGCAGCAGACGACAGACGCCGGCUGGGGAGCGGAGUCGCAGGCGAUCGACACCGAUUGGGGCGCCAAGCCGCAGGACGCACAGCAGCAGGGGCAUCCCAACGCGGGCUGGGGAGCGAGCCCCGAGGCGAUGGCGCAAGACGCUUUUCCGGAGUCACAGGAUGCAUUCGACGCUUUCUCCGCUAAAUUUGAUUCGACCGCUGCUAAUCAUUUAAACACCGCGGCGUGGGGCGACGACGCUGCGGGCGCGGGUGGCGAGGCAGGCUUCGAGGCGGAGGCGUUCGACCCGUUCCUGAGCAUGGGCGCGCCGCCGCCGCCCGCCGCCACGCCGCGCCGCGAGCGCGACGGCUCGCCGGACUCCAACGACGACACGUUCUCCGUCUUCAUCAGGCCGGCGGAGGGCGGCGGCGCGGGCGCGGCGGUGCCGGCGCUGGCGCCGCCGCCGCGUCCCGCCGCGCUGCCGGAGUCGCCGAGGGCCAACCCCUUCGACAACGCGGAGCCGACUCACCAAGAAGCUCCUCCAGAGUACAGCACGCGGCGCGGGUCGGACGCGGGGUCGGGCGGGGACACGCCGCCGACGCCACUGUUCGACGAGGACACGUCGGCGCCGCUCGAGGACUUCCCGCGCACCAAGUACGCCGGGCCCGGCUGGGAGAUGCACCUGCGACAGCCCAACAAGAAGAAAAUCACCGGACAGAGGUUCUGGAAGAAGAUCUUCGUGCGUCUCGUGUACCAGGGUGACAACCCAGUAGUGCAACUGAUGCACACGGCCGGGGACAAGGAGCCGUUCCAGGAGCUGCCUCUCCAGGCCUGCUACUCCGUGUCGGAGGUGGGCGCGCAGCAGUUCGACCAGUACGGGAAGAUAUUCACCGUCAAGCUGCAAUACGUCUUCUACAAGGAGCGCCCCGGCGUCAGACCGGGCCAAGUGACCAAGGCGGAGCGGCUGACGAACAAGCUAUCCCAGUUCGCGGCGUACGCGAUCCAGGGCGACUAUCAGGGCGUGAAGGAGUUCGGGUCGGACCUGCGCAAGCUGGGCCUGCCGGUGGAGCACGCGCCGCAGGUGUCGCAGCUGUUCAAGCUGGGCUCGUUGACCUACGAGGACGUCAAGCAGUUCUCCUGCUGCGUCGAGGAGGCGCUGUUCCGCCUGCCGGCGCACCGCGACCGCGCGCUCACUUACAAAAUGGAGGAGGUGCAGAUCACGGCAGUGGACGAGCUGUACGUGGAGCAGGACGCGGAGGGCGCGGUGCUCAAGCAGAUCGCGCGCGUGCGCCUCUUUUUCCUCGGCUUCUUAAGCGGCAUGCCGGACGUGGAGCUGGGCGUGAACGACCUGCGGCGGCAGGGGCGCGAGGUGGUGGGCCGCCACGACAUCAUCCCCGUCGUCACCGAGGAGUGGAUCCGCGUCGAGGACGCCGAGUUCCACGCCUGCGUGCAGCCCGACGAGUUCACGCACACACAGAUCAUCAAGUUCAAGCCGCCGGACGCGUGCUACAUCGAGCUGAUGCGGUUCCGCGUGCGCCCGCCCAAGAACCGCGAGCUGCCGCUGCAGCUGAAGGCUGUCUGGUGUGUCACCGGCAACAAGGUGGAGCUGCGCGCGGACAUCCUGGUGCCGGGGUUCGCGUCCCGCAAGCUGGGGCAGGUGCCCUGCGAGGACGUGGCCGUGCGCUUCCCCAUCCCGGAGUGCUGGAUCUACCUGUUCCGCGUCGAGAAGCACUUCCGAUACGGCUCCGUCAAGUCCGCGCACAGACGUACAGGCAAGAUCAAGGGCAUCGAGCGGUUCCUGGGCGCGGUGGACACGCUCCAGGAGUCGCUGAUCGAGGUGACGUCAGGACAGGCCAAGUACGAGCACCAGCACCGCGCCAUCGUGUGGCGGAUGCCGCGGCUGCCCAAGGAGGGCCAGGGCGCGUACACGACGCACAACCUGGUGUGCCGCAUGGCCCUCACCUCGUACGACCAGAUCCCCGCCGAGCUGGCGCGCUGGGCGCACGUGGAGUUCACGAUGCCGGCCACGCAGGUGUCGCACAUGACCGUGCGCUCCGUCAGCCUGCAGAACCACGACAAUGACCCGCCCGAGAAGUACGUGCGCUACCUCGCACGCCACGAGUACAUCGUGGGCAUCGAGCGCACGUCGGGGCAGUCGGCGCCGGCGUACGCGCUGGCCACGGCGCGGGACGCCCCCCCCCCCCCCCCCCCCGCCGCCGCCACCGCCCCCGCCGCCCCCGCGCAGCCCUCCUCGGACUCCGACUCCGACUAGACUGUGACGUCAUAGACACACAUCGGCCGAUACGCGACACUGCGCCAUUAUACAUAAUAUAUUAGUAACUUAUACGUAACAUAUCUAUCGGUUAGUACGUUAUUUAGAAUAUAUAUCAUUGCAAAAAUAUAAUAUCAUUUGAUUUGUAUUUGUCGCAUUAGAUGAAAUAUUAAUAAUUGAUGGACGAGGUGGAACGUCCACGGUGGCGAGGGACGAAACGACACCCUCUCGCCGCGAGCGGGCCGCAGCGCCGCGCGCCGCGCGCCGGUGGAGGGCUCACGUAGGGAUAAUUAAAUUUGUACAUAAAUAAUAUUGAAUAUGAUAUUACGUUAAUCAUGUGAUGUAUAAAAGCGCUUAGGGACGAUACCCACCGAUUAUGUGUAGCCAUUACGCGCGACCACAUCGCCGCCGCCGCCGCCCCCGCGGCCCCUCGCUCGACGCCACUGGCCACCCCGCAGGUCGCUGUGGCGCGGUGGCGGCCGCGCUCGCUGUCAUGUCGUUUCCAGUAGUUGUUGACGUGUUUAUUAGUGGUUUAAGCAAUAUUGUUAUCCAUUACGACACAUACUUAGGUAUAAGAGUAGAUGAGCAUGGUGUGGACACUGCGUACAGCACAGCGAGGGUGCAGCGUAGUAGGGCGGACCGUCGCCUGCGAGGGAGUGUAUAUAACUCUGCAUAGAACUAGCGCGAAUUGUGUACUCUGUAAGUGCUACCGACCUCGUAGAGGCUCGUUUGCUUAACGUCACGUAGUGCGAGAUAUAUUAUUUAUGUAAAAAGCCAAAAAAAAAAUCUAUUUAUUGUUAAAACGUAUACUCAAUAAUCGAGCCUAGGAUUGCUACAAUAACUAUUAUGAACUAUAACUAUCCACGUUUGAGAUGUGUUGCAUAUAAGGACGUACCUAUACAGAUGGACCCUAUGUUUUGUUGUCAAUAAAAUGUAAU